AUGAAGGCGGCCCUUGUCCAAGCGAGGCCAGCCCUCCGCCUGAUCGUGGCCAUUAAGGGCAGCCUCAUUGGAAGUUUGGAGGGGGCCCUCGAGGGUCAGGCCAAGCGAGGCAUCAAAGAGGUCAAGCGUUACCUCAAAGCUCUCGGAUACUUGGCCUACGAGAAUAAGAACGACGGAGCCCUCAUGGACGACGAGUUCGACGAGACUCUCAAGUCGCUUGAUGCCGACACGGUGAAGCAAAUGAGCAUCCUGAGAUGCGGGGUGCCUGACUUCAUCCGCCCAAGGCACGCUAGCAGGAAUGCCACUGAGCCUAACAAGCUCCGCAUAGUAUUGCGUUGUGCGUUCAGUUUGGCGGGAAUAAGUGGCCGCCUUCCAAAUUCCAUCUCACCUAUGCUUUCGACUCCAUCUCCAAGGCCGUCGGUUUUCCAGUCCUGGACCCAUGUUACUGCGUUCACCUUCAUUGAAGUUUCGUCUGAUGAGACGCCCGACGUCAGUAUAGGCUUCUUCAGCAGCUUUCAUGGUGAUAGUCAAUCUUUCGAUGGGACCUGGCGGGAUUCUUGCCCAUUCGACUAA
Eucalyptus grandis is the source of this 573-nucleotide messenger RNA. Its product is annotated as metalloendoproteinase 4-MMP-like. Gene Ontology annotation, biological process: collagen catabolic process; proteolysis; extracellular matrix organization. Bases 1 to 573 code for a protein of 190 amino acids. The record is from RefSeq and is a predicted model, not a curated record. The transcript has 3 exons. NCBI's taxonomy places the organism in Eukaryota, Viridiplantae, Streptophyta, Magnoliopsida, Myrtales, Myrtaceae. Gene Ontology annotation, molecular function: zinc ion binding; metalloendopeptidase activity. Gene Ontology annotation, cellular component: extracellular matrix.